CAAGCAAAAAGAAACCCCAAAAAAAAAAAAAAAGAAAAGAUAAAUUCAAGCUGCGAGCAGAAGCAAACUCUCGCGUAUCGAUCGCAGAGAGUCAUGGACAACUUCUUGUUGAUGUGGGAGAUCUUGGGACCAGGCAUCGCCGGCGCGGUGUUCGGCGCCGGCUGGUGGUUCUGGGUUGACGCCGUCGUCUGCAGCUCCGUUCAGGUCUCCUUCCUCCACUACCUACCAGGGAUUUUUGCUACUCUGGCGGCGCUGAUGUUCAAUUGUGUUAAUAAAGAUGAUAUUUCUUAUGAUUACUCUCCCUAUGGGGAAUCUGAAUGGAGAAUCAAGCUCUGGUUGUUUCUAGCAUAUGUCAUAUCUUUUGUUUCUCUAGCGGGAGCGGUGGGAUUACUGGUACAAGAUGCACUUGUAAAGGAGGGCCCUUCAGCCUGGACCGGCGUUGCUGGCGUGCUCCAAUGUGUAUUUGUGUUAAUAAGUGGGCUUAUCUACUGGACCUGUCAUUCUGAAGAUUAAAAUUUGUUCGGCUUUUGUUUCUCUGAAUAUGGAAGCGAUAGACAAAGUAAAACCAAACUUUUAUGUCUUAUAUUCAUAACUUUAGAGUCAAUUUGUAUAUGGAACAAGUGUGAAGAUUGUAAAUUAUACUUGGUCUAAUUUGUUGGCUGAUGAUCCCAGACAUUGGAGGCUGUUUGUCUUCUCAAAUGGAAAUCAUAAAAUGCUAACAAAGGUUUUAAGCGUUUA
This is a messenger RNA of Dioscorea cayenensis subsp. rotundata (Guinea yam), 738 nucleotides long. RefSeq names its product transmembrane protein 50 homolog. The record is from RefSeq and is a predicted model, not a curated record. NCBI's taxonomy places the organism in Eukaryota, Viridiplantae, Streptophyta, Magnoliopsida, Dioscoreales, Dioscoreaceae. The coding region runs from base 94 to 513 and encodes 139 amino acids. The transcript has 4 exons. Gene Ontology annotation, biological process: late endosome to vacuole transport via multivesicular body sorting pathway; protein targeting to vacuole.